Diaporthe amygdali is the source of this 2208-nucleotide messenger RNA. RefSeq lists its product as uncharacterized. Lineage: Eukaryota; Fungi; Ascomycota; Sordariomycetes; Diaporthales; Diaporthaceae. The transcript has 5 exons. Bases 1 to 2208 code for a protein of 735 amino acids. The record is from RefSeq and is a predicted model, not a curated record.
AUGAGUAACCCAUCAUCGACCAACGUCUACUCGCCUUGGAACCGCGGCCUUGGCGCUUUGCACGUCGAGGGAGGAGGGGCGCAAAUCAAGAGCGUCGUCAAAAGUGCUAGGCACUGGGCUGCGCAGCAGAAGACAAGGGUCGGGCUCGAGCAUCCAGACCGUAUUGAGGGCAAUAGGGUGCCGACCCUUCGUGAGCGGCUGAAACAGUGUGAAGGAUUUGAUGAGUGCGGAGAUGGGUACCCCGAAGAACGAAAGUAUACGAAUCUGGAAAAGGCUGCCGCACUGGGUUGCAAGAUCUGCUCUACAGUCUACUCGAAAUUAUCUCCCAGGAUCAAGACGAGCCCCCAGGGCGUAAAACUUCAUCACAAGUUCUUCAGCAAUGGUGUGGGCGACUAUAUAAAUUUCACAAUUGAAUACCUAGAGGACAACAAUUCGAAGACGGAUCAUUUUUAUCUGUACUAUCAGCACCGAAAGCUCGCCACGGCUGAGAUCCAGUCUCUCCCUCCGAUCCCGGUCCCUCUUGAUGGCGAAGUCUGUGUACUCAAGCAGUUUCCACAGAAAGCCACUCCAGUGGACUCGACCGGACAUCCAGAUAUUGCGAAGCUCGCGCUUCAAUGGCUCCAUGCCUGCCUUGACUCGCAUGACUGCGGAGGAGACUGUGACGCGGAAUGGUUUCCUGCCCGCCUGAUCAAGGUCGGCGACGCAGAAGGAGCGGCGCGCCUGGUAAUCACCGAGCAAGAGAAGCCGACGAGCAGAUACGUUGCGCUGAGUCACUGCUGGGGUCCUAGUCCAACGUUCCUCAUGCUUCAGUCUGAUAAUAUCACUUUACUGCAGAAAGGGAUAAGAGAGGCGGACCUUCCUAAGAGCUUCCAAGAUACGUUCGUCACUUGCCGUCGUAUGGGUGUGCAGUAUCUCUGGAUCGACAGCUUGUGCAUCAUUCAGUCGGGCACAGGGGCUAAGGAGGACUGGUUGAAGGAGCUUGGAGCUAUGGAGACUGUGUAUACGAACUCCUUGUUUACAAUCUCCAUCGAUCGUGCCGAGAACGCCCAUCAAGGUGCAUUUGUGUCCAGAGACCCAAGACUCGUCCAGGCAUGUCAUGUAUACGGAAUGUUGCGUUCAGAACAAGAAAAUACGCUUCAUGCGGUGAUGCUCACGGUUUGGGCCGACCGUGACUCCAUAAAGUCGUUGGAUGAACAACCUCUCGCACAACGGGCUUGGACCUUCCAAGAACGGAUUCUCUCUCCUCGACUCCUGCGAUUUGGACCGGACCGCAUCUGGUGGGAAUGUAAUGAGAACUGUUGCAACGAGUAUCUGGACAAAGGAAAUUCGAGAAUAGUAAGCUCACAGAACAUGAAGGAUGACUCAAAGCGUAGUUAUGAGAACAGGUCGGGUUGCAUAUUCACAAUCCCCAAGAUUGCCUUGCGCUCAGCUGGUUCUAUUCACUCGAUCCAGGACCUGCAAGAGCACAGACACGUCUUGGAGGCAUGGAUGAAGGCACGCGAGGACUACAGCAUACGCACCCUGACCCGCGUGGAGGACAAAUUGCCCGCCAUUGGCGGUGUGGCUUCCAAAUUCGGUGCCUACUUUGACCACGACUAUCUCGCAGGCCUCUUCCGCAAGGAGCUCCCAUUUGGCCUUUUAUGGAUGACAGUUGAGCCCAACUCAAGGCAGGAUCACUACCGCGCCCCGACUUGGAGCUGGGCCAGCAUGAAUAGAAAGGUCAGCAUGACAUUGCAGGAGGGCUAUCUCCGUAACGGCAAUGAAUGUAAUCAUUGUGCUAUUCUCGAGGAAGUCCAGGUCGACCUGGUUGACAAGAACAACAGGUACGGCCCGGUACGGGACGCUGAGUUAAGAUUCAAUGGCAUCUUGCUGAAAUGUACGUUUGAUGCGGAAAAGGAGAAAUUAAUCACUUGGGCACCUGUUCUGAAAGAUGUGGACCUGGGAGCUUCUAUGAGAGUCCUAAUGGACGAGAAACCCUGGUCUGCUGGAGCGGGACAGUCCCGAGGCUUCUUCGUCUUCCCUUUGGUCGAAGGAACAUACAGGCGCUGGUCGUAUGCUAGUACAUGGGAGUAUAAUGGCGGGUUGAUCCUUGAGUGCACUGACCAGAGCGACGUAUUCCGGAGGGUGGGUUGUUAUAGGGGAUCGGCCAAAUUUUGGAAGCAUUACAUCGAGCGAGGCGAGCAACCGCAAACCGUGAGGAUCAUUUAA